AUGACAUGCAAGCAAACAACCAAAUAAAGGAUUUCAAGACAAAACAAAUGGUAUUCACUUCCUUCAUGUCACAUGAGGCUGUCAGCUUCCUACCCCUACUUCCAGGAAGCAUGGCAAAGGCAAACCUUCCCAAUAAAAGGUAUACCUUGGCAGAGGUUUUGGAUAUUCUUGAUGCAGAUAAUCCCCCUGCAACUAUCUCAAAUGUUACAGUUGUGCCGGAGUCUGAGAAGAAAGCUCAUGACACAGAUUGUGACAGCUGGAUUUGUCUACCAGAUGGAGCCAUAUGCAGGUAGCCACACUCGACUUGUUGAAACUGGACUGGGUCAGGGUCCAAGUGUGGUUCUUGGCUUGGCAGAGAAAGCUGGAGUGCCACCUGGAUGCAAGUUCUAUUAUGACAACCUUUUUACAACCCUCACCCUGGUUGAUGAGAUGACCAAAAGGGGCUACGGAAGCUGUGGCACACUUUGGGAAAAUCGUCUCUUUGAUAUCCCACUGACAUCAGCAAAGAGCUUCCGGAAGACCUCAAGAGGUGAUGCCGAAUUCCUUGUUGAAGAUGGAAAACUGAUCAUGAGAUGGAAUGACAACAGCGUGGUCACUGUUGUGACCAAUAUGGAGCAGUACUCAGAUGUCAACACUCAACAAUGGAACAAACAGAAACAUGCAAUGGAUAAAGUGAAACAGCCUACAUGUAUAAAGAGCUACAACGCACAUAUUGGAGGUGUUGACCUGCACGAUCAAUGUGUGAACCGAUUGGCAUCCGAUCAAAGAAGUAGUGGUGGCCAUGCUACAGCUGGGCAAUCAGCAGUGCUAUGGUCAAUGCCUGGUGUUAUUACAGGUCAUGUAAAGAGGGAGAUAGAGAUCUCCUCUCCUUCCAAAGGCUGGUUGCCCAGAGUCUCCUCCAGUGCCAUGGGAUGAGGGCACAGUGGCAUGGAAGAAGGUCAGUGUUGGGCUCUGCAAUAUGUGAGGCUGCCAGAUUUGACAACUUGAACCACUGGCCCCACAACACAGGGAGAAAGUACAUGAGGUGUCGAAAAUGUGAUGGACGCACUCCCUUUGCAUGUGAGAAAUGCAGUGUUGCCUUGCAUGUUGAGUGCUUCAAGGUCUUUCAUGUGAACCACUAAAACUCUACCCAGGAGGGAGAGGAAUGGAGAGAGACAGAAAGGGAGAGCGGGGAGGACACAUAUGACAUCAAUUCAGAAUGUCUUUUGAAAGAAAUUGCCUGUAUGCACUGAUGUUAUUUUUUCUUCAUUCUGUUUAUUUUCAUUUAACUUUUUGAUACACAAUUCCCUGUUGGGGCAACUUAAUUUCUGCACUUUGUUCUGCACUGUUCCACCAGUUUAAGACAAAUGGGUUUGUUGAUGACUGUUUAAAUCCCCAUGUAUUCAAGAUAAUUUGGACAUUUUUAAGUGUUUUCAUAUUCAAGAAAUUAUAAGCUAGAGGCUGCUUUUUGGGUUCGCAGCGAAUGUUCUUACACUUUUAUACAUAAAUUUGUUUAUGAAUAAAGAUUAAUCUGUUGAAACCAGUUAUUUUGAGUUAGAUGCCAAAUGUUCUCCUAUAUUCAAAUUUGACAUUGAAGGGGUGCAUACAACAUAUUUG
Messenger RNA from Myxocyprinus asiaticus (Chinese sucker), 1596 nucleotides. Its product is annotated as piggyBac transposable element-derived protein 3-like. The transcript has 3 exons. The record is from RefSeq and is a predicted model, not a curated record. The coding region runs from base 73 to 915 and encodes 280 amino acids. NCBI's taxonomy places the organism in Eukaryota, Metazoa, Chordata, Actinopteri, Cypriniformes, Catostomidae.